Molecule: messenger RNA, 1890 nt
Organism: Lizanozyma spartinae
Lineage: Eukaryota; Fungi; Ascomycota; Pichiomycetes; Serinales; Debaryomycetaceae
Exons: 1
Coding region: 1-1890 (629 amino acids)
Biological process (GO): transmembrane transport
Molecular function (GO): transmembrane transporter activity
Source: RefSeq, a predicted model, not a curated record
AUGAGUAACUCUACUACGGAUGGUUAUCAAGAUUCCCCUUACGAAUUUAGAGGUUACGAAGAUAGUGAUUCAGACUCAAGCUCGAUAGAAUCAGGGUUCGAAAAGCCGAGAAAAGGCUCUAUUUCUUCAGUUGCCUCAUUUGGUGCAUCUAGUGCACCUUAUAGUGUUAGAGACAUAUAUGGGGAUUUGAAUAGCAAUGAAAUAGCUCUCCAAAGAGAGUACACUAGGAGAACAAUUGUUGAGGAGUUGAUUGAUCGUUCCAAGGAAGCAGAAGCAGAAUUGGAUUUCAAAACUCCCGAAUUUGAUUGUGGCACCCACGAUUUGGAAAAGGGUUUAGAAAUAGAUUUAGAUGCACCAGAAACCUCGAUCCCUGUUCCUAAUAAUGGUGAAGAAUUCAAAUGCAUAGAUCCAGAAUUGAUCAAUUGGAACGAAACUGACGAUCCACAAAACCCUAGAAAUUGGUCUUCUAACUCAAAGGCAUUCAUGCUAGCCCUUGUCUCACUUUAUGCUCUUGUAGCACCCAUGUCAUCUUCAAUAUUAUCCCCUGCAAUGAGUAACAUCAACCAAGAAUUUGGAAUCGAUUCUCAAGUACUCUCUUCCAUGGUUGUUUCCAUUCAGAUUCUAGCAUGGGCACUCGGACCCUUACUCAUUGCUCCACUUAGUGAACACGAUAUUUUUGGAAGGAAAUUGGUCCUAGACGUAUGUUGCUGGAUGUCAUUGGUAUUCAAUAUUGGAUGUGGAUUCUCUCAAACAACAGUCCAAAUGAUGGUCUGUCGUUUUAUAGGUGGUUUGUUUGGUUGCGUUCCUUUGAAUGUUUGUGCUGGAGUUAUCUCUGAUUUGUACAAUGCUAAGCAACGUAAUAUCGCGUUGGCUGGUUACUCCUUUGUUCCCUUGUUGGGUCCUGACAUCGCCCCUUUGAUUGCUGGGUUUGUUGUUGAUAAUACAAGUACAUGGAGAUGGGUUUUCUACGUAUUGUGCAUAUUCAAUGCAACAGUGGCGAUCGUUACCACUUUGUUCUUCAAAGAAACUUAUGCACCUACACUUCUUAGACGCAAGUGUUUGAAGCUUCAAAAGGAAACCGGAAACACCUGUUUGCACACAAUAUACGAUAUUACUGAUAAUGAGCCUUUCUGGACGAAAAUGUGGAUUACGUUGACUCGUCCACUUAUUCUUUUGUUUACUCAUCCUAUGAUUGUUGGACUUGGGUCCUUUAUGGCUUUCACUUACGGGUUUAUGUAUUUGAUGAUUGUUACGUUUCCCCGUAUAUUCACUAUUCAAUAUGGCUACUCUAAAUCAGUCACAGGUUUAAUGUAUAUUCCAAUGGGCGUUGGAUUUGCAUUGGGAGUCAUAGUUUGGACGAUUCUAUUAGGAAAAGUUUAUGAUAAAUUAACAGAAAGUAAUGGUGGAGUAGCUAAACCUGAAUUCCGUCUUCCUUGUCUUUUCGUCAGUUCAGUAUGUAUUCCUAUUGGUCUUAUUUGGUUUGGUUGGUCUGCUCAAUAUAAAUUACACUGGAUAAUGCCAGGAAUCGGACUGGCAAUUUUUGCUUUUGGAUUGGUUUGCGUUUUCCAACUGUUACAGAGUUACUUGAUCGAUAUGAAUGUUAGAUACGCAGCCAGUUCUGUUGCAGCUGCAGCUUUGUUCCGUCUGUUGUUCGGAUUUCUGUUCCCACUAUUCGCAGGUAAAAUGUAUGCAUCUAUGGGAUAUGGCUGGGGUAAUACUAUGAGCGCCAUAAUUGGCUUGUUUUUAGGUGUUCCCUUUCCUAUCUUUGCCUACAAGUACGGUGAACGCAUUAGACAUUGGGCUAACAAGCGUAUAGAGGCAAAGCAAUUACAGAGGGAUCAACGGAUGUUGCGCAGGCAAAUGGAGAAUAAGAAUAAGGCGGAAAACUGA